UUGCAUAAGACUAGUCAACAUAAACAAAGGGUUCGUAACUUCGCAUCAUCUUCCUCCUUCAUAAACACCAAAGAAAAAAAGGAAGAGACUUUCGAAAUCAACAACCAUGGAGAAACCAAACCCUAGAAGACCCUCAAACAGUGUUCUUCCAUACGAAACACCAAGAUUAAGAGAUCACUACCUCCUCGGCAAAAAGCUAGGCCAAGGCCAAUUUGGAACAACAUAUCUCUGUACAGAGAAAUCAUCAUCUUCUAACUACGCUUGCAAAUCAAUCCCAAAACGCAAGCUUGUAUGUCGUGAAGACUAUGAAGAUGUAUGGCGUGAGAUACAGAUCAUGCAUCAUCUCUCUGAGCAUCCAAAUGUGGUUAGAAUCAAGGGUACUUAUGAAGACUCUGUUUUUGUUCACAUUGUUAUGGAAGUUUGUGAAGGUGGUGAGCUUUUUGAUCGGAUUGUUUCUAAAGGGCAUUUUAGUGAACGUGAAGCUGUUAAGUUGAUUAAGACUAUUCUUGGUGUUGUUGAGGCUUGUCAUUCUCUUGGUGUUAUGCAUAGAGAUCUUAAGCCUGAGAAUUUCUUGUUUGAUAGUGCCAGUGAUGAUGCUAAGCUUCAGGCUACGGAUUUUGGUUUGUCUGUCUUCUAUAAGCCAGGGCAGUAUCUGUAUGAUGUAGUUGGAAGUCCGUAUUAUGUUGCACCUGAGGUUCUGAAAAAAUGUUAUGGACCAGAGAUAGACGUAUGGAGCGCUGGUGUUAUCCUUUAUAUCUUACUAAGUGGAGUUCCUCCUUUUUGGGCAGAAACCGAGUCAGGAAUCUUUAGACAGAUAUUGCAAGGGAAGAUAGAUUUUAAAUCUGAUCCGUGGCCUAGUAUCUCAGAAGGUGCUAAAGAUUUGAUUUACAAAAUGCUCGAUAGGAGCCCCAAGAAACGUAUUUCUGCACAUGAAGCAUUGUGCCACCCUUGGAUUAUUGAUGAACAAGCUGCACCAGACAAGCCUCUCGAUCCAGCAGUCUUGUCGCGUCUAAAACAGUUCUCGCAAAUGAAUAAAAUCAAGAAAAUGGCCUUACGAGUAAUCGCUGAGAGACUCUCGGAGGAAGAAAUUGGUGGUCUGAAGGAAUUGUUCAAAAUGAUAGAUACAGACAACAGUGGAUCAAUCACCUUUGAGGAGCUUAAAGCAGGUCUGAAGAGAGUUGGAUCUGAACUGAUGGAAUCAGAAAUUAAGUCUCUUAUGGAUGCGGCGGAUAUAGACAACAGCGGGACAAUAGACUACGGUGAAUUCCUAGCAGCGACAUUACAUAUGAACAAGAUGGAGAGAGAGGAGAAUUUGGUGGUUGCGUUUUCCUACUUUGAUAAAGACGGUAGCGGUUAUAUAACCAUUGACGAGCUUCAACAAGCCUGCACAGAGUUUGGUCUCUGUGACACUCCUCUCGACGACAUGAUCAAAGAGAUUGAUCUUGACAAUGAUGGGAGGAUUGAUUUCUCAGAGUUUACUGCGAUGAUGAAGAAAGGAGAUGGUGUUGGUAGGAGCAGAACUAUGAGGAACAACUUGAACUUCAAUAUAGCUGAGGCUUUUGGUGUUGAGGACACCAACACUUCUACUAAAUCUGAUGACUCACCAAACUAAUUAUAAUCAUCUAUAUAUAUUUGGAAUUGAGAAAUGAGAACCCACAAAAGAAAAACUGAAUCUUUCUUUUAUCUCUUUUUGUUUUCGUUUUCACUUUUUGUAGAUGAGCAACUUUCUCAAUUUUGUUAUAGCAUGGAUAAUUUUUGCUUCAUAUU
Arabidopsis lyrata subsp. lyrata is the source of this 1767-nucleotide messenger RNA. Its product is annotated as calcium-dependent protein kinase 4. Lineage: Eukaryota; Viridiplantae; Streptophyta; Magnoliopsida; Brassicales; Brassicaceae. Gene Ontology annotation, molecular function: calmodulin binding; calcium/calmodulin-dependent protein kinase activity; ATP binding. Gene Ontology annotation, cellular component: cytoplasm; nucleus. Gene Ontology annotation, biological process: protein autophosphorylation; intracellular signal transduction; peptidyl-serine phosphorylation. The transcript is spliced from 7 exons. Bases 107 to 1612 code for a protein of 501 amino acids. The record is from RefSeq and is a predicted model, not a curated record.